AUAAAUGAGCGAUUUGAACGGCGGGUUGUAGCGGGCUAUCCACACACAACAGAGGCAUGGGAUUUCUUUAGUAGCCAUUGUGGUCACUGGCAUACAACGGUCUAGCUAGUUCAAUUACAAGCACAGUAAAGUAAAGGAAAAGUCAGGUGGUCUAAUUCGGUAAACUCGUGUUAUUUGUUUACAAGUAGAAGUGACAAACAGGAGCGAUGCUGUAUACAUCAAGACAUUUGGCGACCUUCUAGAACGUUCACAGACCUUCUGUCAGAAUGAUGAAUAACUCAAGCGCGGACGCCAACGGCACAGAAGAAUUCAGAAAUUAUUAUGAGAUUUAUGCAAAACAUUCAUCGGCUAUAUUUAUAGAUCAGACGGUCACUCCCCUUUUCUACGUCAUUGGACUUCCGACCAAUCCACUGUGCGCCUACAUCUGGUUGAGUAGAAAAACAAGGGCCAACAACUCUUCAGCGAUCUACCUAGGCGCGCUGUCGAUCUCCCACGUGGUGUUCCUGCUGAUGCACGUGCUACAGGAGCUCAAGUACGCCUGGAACAUCGAGACGUACGACGGCCAUGCUUCCUGCGAGAUCUUCCACAUGUUGUUCUACAUCCCCCAGUACCUCGCCCCGCUCGUCGUGCUCGGCUUCACCGUCGAGCGCUACAUCGCCGUCUGCCAUCCUUUCGCCAAAGCUCGCUACUGUACCGUCCGGCGCGCAGCCUUCGUGGUGGUCAGCCUCUUCGUCUUCUGCGUGCUGAUCAGCUCACUGCAGGCGUAUUUCUGGACGUACGACGCCGAGCAGCAGUCGUGCAACCACCGCGUCCAGCUCCAGACUGGCAACUUCAUCGAACUUUGGACCUGGUUCACGGAACUACUUUUGUUUGGAGUAGCGCCCCUUGCUGCUCUUGUUUUCAAUGUCUUGGUUAUCCGCGAGAUUCACAGCCUGACGAACUGUGGGCCAGCCCAUCUUGGGUCAUCGGGGGGGAGUCAGGCCUCCACCGUUACUCUACUGAGCAUUUCUUUUUAUCUUAUAUGCACGUGGCUUCCGUACACCAUCGUCUACUCGCUAAACAGGCAAUUUCCGAUGGGCGAUUUAAGAAUGAGUUCAGAGGAAAUCAGCCGCGACCCGACGUGGCAGAGGAACUUCCUGUUCAACACCAUUCGGGUUAUAUUAACUGAGAUCACACUCUCCAACUCGGCGUGUUAUUUUUUUAUUUACUAUGCAACUGGUACACAUUUCCGGGACCGGGUUCACGACCUUCUGUGUCCCAAACGAUGCAUCAAGGGAAGCAACCGCCAUCUUGAGACCAAACAGUACAUCGCUGUGUCAAAAUCGAGCAAAAGCAACGGAACAAUGAUCACAUGUGUUUAGCCAAAUUAAUAAUUCACACAGCGAACUAAUUAGUCUCUCGUUUAAUUAAUUAGACGUGUUACAUACGUGUGUUAUUUUACGUUUUCCUUACGACUUUCUGUAACGUUUUAGGGCACGGCAGAAAAUCUGAAUCAACAACACAUGCUUGGAGUUUGUUUUAUCUUUGAUGCAAAACAUCUGACCUUAGUCACGUGAUGCAACACAAAAGAAAUGUCAGUUCCUGUACAGCUGAAAUUAGAUGUUUAAGAAAACAAUCUUUGCAGGGCCCC
Messenger RNA from Physella acuta, 1630 nucleotides. RefSeq names its product G-protein coupled receptor 183. The record is from RefSeq and is a predicted model, not a curated record. Gene Ontology annotation, cellular component: plasma membrane. Gene Ontology annotation, molecular function: G protein-coupled receptor activity. NCBI's taxonomy places the organism in Eukaryota, Metazoa, Mollusca, Gastropoda, Physidae. Gene Ontology annotation, biological process: G protein-coupled receptor signaling pathway.